Cyprinus carpio (common carp) is the source of this 2327-nucleotide messenger RNA. It is a transcript of the gene ak7b, whose product is annotated as adenylate kinase 7b. Gene Ontology annotation, biological process: nucleobase-containing compound metabolic process. Gene Ontology annotation, cellular component: cytoplasm. Lineage: Eukaryota; Metazoa; Chordata; Actinopteri; Cypriniformes; Cyprinidae. The record is from RefSeq and is a predicted model, not a curated record. Gene Ontology annotation, molecular function: AMP kinase activity; ATP binding.
CUGUUUCCUAGCAACAAAACAACAACAACAACAGAAUGGCAGACAAGACUGGGGAAAUGGCGCAAAACACCAGACGUGUUUUUAUUAACGAUAUUGGUAAUUAUACAUCGAAAAAUAUUGCAAGGUUUUUAGACUCAUGUGUGGUUGGUGCAUCUCUUGUGGACCCUGGAGAGGCUGAUGUGGAGGAAGAUGACGACAGGCUGCAUGAUGAGCAACCAAAACUCAAAAGUGCAACCUUCCAGAUUGUGGGAACAGUUUCCAGCCAAACAGAGGAGAAGUGCAGUUUCAUUGCUGAAGAGUACAGCCAGAACUUGAAGCGAGAAGACCUUCUGCAUCAUCUAAUGAAAUGUGAUGUGGUCAUUUAUGAUAUUACUCAGAAUGCUGAUCAGAUAGAUGAAGCACAGUGGGCUGUCUCAGCUCUUUAUGAAGAAAUGGACCAGUUUUCUGGGCCCAAGAUGUUUAUCCUGGUGUCAACAAUUAUGACGUGGACUAUGACUAAACCAGCUGAUAAAGAUAAUCCAGAGAUUCCUUUUACAGAAGAGCACUACAGGAGAAGAAAAGCACACCCCAACUUCCAUGAUCAUAUCGGUUUGGAGAAACUUGUGGUCAAAUUAGGCAAAACUAAAAGCUCCCAGUUCUCUACAUAUGUUGUUGCAUCAGGGCUACAGUAUGGAAUGGGAGAACACAUAUUCCAUUUGUUUUUUAAGAUGUCAUGGUUGGGCGAAGUCUCCCAGGUGCCCAUCUUUGGAGAUGGCUCCAAUAUUAUCCCCACUAUUCACAUCAAUGAUCUGGCAGGGAUCAUCCAAAAUAUAAUUGACCACACGCCAAAGUCACAAUACUUUGUUGCGGUUGAUGAUUCCAAAAACACAAUGGAGGAUAUCAUAAAGGCAGUAACACUCGUGCUUGGACCAGGGAAAACUCAGAAUGUUUCAAAAGAGGAGAUUUAUCUCACACGGGAUCUGAUGCAAACAGAUAUUGAUUCUUUGCUUGUCAACCUUUGUAUUGAAGCAACAUAUCUGAAAGAGAAUUUUAACAUUCAGUGGGUGUCAGAAACUGGCAUGGUUGAAAACAUUGAGCAGAUCACUGAAGAAUACAAGCAGACUAGGGGACUGUUGCCCCUUCGUAUCUGCAUCCUGGGACCACCUGCUGUUGGGAAGAGCACUAUAGCGGAGAGGAUAUGCAAGCAUUACAAACUUCACCAUGUUAAGCUUAAGGAGACAAUCACUGAAACAUUAGAAAACCUGGAGUCGUGUGUUGGUAUGGAGGAUGAGGAAAACGAUCAGAGUGAGGCUCAAGAGUUUCUGGACACUCUGAAGGAAAACAUGAAUCAGAAUGGAGGAAGGCUAGAUGACCAAUAUGUGAUUCGUAUAAUGAGGGACAAACUCAGGACUAAACCCUGUAUGAACCAGGGCUUUGUUUUGGAUGGUUUUCCAAAGACAUACGAGCAGGCGAAGGAGUUAUUUACUGGUGAUGAAGAGCCUGAGGACUUGCAAUCUAAACACGAGAAAAAGAUCAUUCCAGAGUUUGUGUUCUUUGUCGACGCCACUGAUGUUUUCCUGAAAACCCGCGUUCUGAAUCUACCCGAGACUGCUGUAGAAGGAACUUCCUACACUCCUGAACAGUUCCUUCGCCGCUUAGCCAAUUUCAGAGAAAGAAACGUAGAGGAUGAGACGUUGCUGAACUACUUUGAGGAUCUGGAGAUUCAUCCUGAGCACUUGGAGAUCACAAGCAAUGAUGACAGUGAAUACCUGCUGAUCAUAGAGAAGGUUUGCAAAAAGGUGGGCAAACCGAAGAACUAUGGGAUAGUAUUAGAAGAGGUGGAGGAAGGAGAGCGGCGGCAAGCAGAACAGCAGCUAAAGGAAAGGGCAGCACAAAGAGCCGAGGCAGAGCGGCGGGAGGAAGAAGAGGCUCAACAGAGAGAUAAGUGCUGGGGGGAAUGGAAUCAGCAACUUGUGGAGGUGAAGAGACAAGAACAUGACCUGUUAGAAUCUCAGUCAGAACUUUUAAGGAAUUAUCUGAUGAAGGAUGUGAUGCCCACUCUCACCCAAGGGCUCAUCGAAUGCUGUAGAAUACGUCCUGACGACCCCAUAGACUUCCUGGCUGAGUACCUUCUCAAAAAUAAUCCUGAAGGGUAAUAAAACAUGGACAUUGUUUGCCUUGGGGUUUCAGCAGCAAGUAUAACUUCUGUUGUAUAAUUUCUGUUCUUAUUUCAGUCUUAAUGUUCAUUGAAAAAUUAAUCUUUAAUACAGUCUGUGAUUAUGAAUAAUAAUUAUACUGUAAUGAUGCAAGUAAUGAACAAAUACAAUGCAAAUCAAACAGAAAACAAA